AUGGCGGUUAUGAUGGAAGACAUACAUGAAAAACCAGUUCCGGCGCCGUUCCUAACAAAAACAUACCAACUGGUCGACGAUCCAACAACCGACCACAUAGUUUCAUGGGGACACGACGGCGCCUCCACCUUUGUCGUUUGGCGACCGCCGGAAUUCGCCGCCGAUCUCCUUCCAAAUUAUUUCAAACAUAAUAACUUCUCCAGUUUCGUUCGUCAACUCAACACUUAUGGUUUCAGAAAGAUUGUUCCAGACAGAUGGGAAUUCGGAAACGAAUUCUUCAAACGUGGUGAAAAACAUCUCUUAUGUGAGAUUCAUGAAGAAGAACAUUUCAAACACACAAAUCUUUCUCCUUCUCCUCCUCCUCCAUUAACCCAGUUCGGAUUCUUCUCCAAUUAUUCAUCAGAUAUCCCUUCCUCGUACUCGACUUCAUCGUCACUGUCGGAAGACAACGAACGAUUAAGGAGGAGCAACAACAUUCUAAUGUCUGAACUUGCUCACAUGAGGAAGUUAUACAAUGAUAUUAUCUAUUUUGUUCAAAACCAUGUUUCUAAACCCUUUUCUAAUCCUAAAAAUGAGAUGAGAUUGUUUGGAGUUCAAUUGCAGUCGCCGGCGGCGAAGAAGAGAAUUCAGUUGACCCAGAAUUGUUCUUCAACAAUGGAGAAUGAUGAUGAUGAAGAAGAUGAUGAUGAAUUGUUGGGCUUGAAUUUGAUGCCUCCUUCUAGAGAUUAA
Impatiens glandulifera is the source of this 729-nucleotide messenger RNA. RefSeq names its product heat stress transcription factor B-4-like. NCBI's taxonomy places the organism in Eukaryota, Viridiplantae, Streptophyta, Magnoliopsida, Ericales, Balsaminaceae. Gene Ontology annotation, cellular component: nucleus. Gene Ontology annotation, biological process: regulation of transcription by RNA polymerase II. The record is from RefSeq and is a predicted model, not a curated record. Gene Ontology annotation, molecular function: DNA-binding transcription factor activity; RNA polymerase II cis-regulatory region sequence-specific DNA binding.